Molecule: messenger RNA, 2329 nt
Organism: Meriones unguiculatus (Mongolian gerbil)
Lineage: Eukaryota; Metazoa; Chordata; Mammalia; Rodentia; Muridae
Gene: Fmo1
Product: flavin containing dimethylaniline monoxygenase 1
Exons: 9
Coding region: 319-1923 (534 amino acids)
Molecular function (GO): flavin adenine dinucleotide binding; N,N-dimethylaniline monooxygenase activity; NADP binding
Source: RefSeq, a predicted model, not a curated record
CAAACACCGGCUCACAUAGACGAUUUUAGUUUUUACUAGCUCUGGAAUCCUAAUUGUGUCAGGGCCAUUGGAAUGAGCAAUGCCAGCUACUUAAUGAUUAAAAUCUCUGAUUCCUCUGGAUGAAGAAGGUGGAGCCAAGGUUUUCCUGUUUUGUUAUUGUGCAGCAGAGAAGAAUCAUCUCAGAACACAGUGCCCCUCUCCAGUGACCCUGGAGGAACUGUGCGACCAUCCCCUUGCUCCAAAGUAAGGAACAGAACUUGAGUCCUUGUCACGGGAACAUAAAGUCAGAUUACUAAGCUUCUGUGUUGGCUGAGAACCAUGGUGAAGCGAGUCGCGAUUGUGGGAGCCGGGGUCAGCGGCCUGGCCUCCAUCAAGUGCUGCCUGGAGGAGGGACUGGAGCCCGUCUGCUUCGAGAGGAGCGGGGACCUGGGGGGACUUUGGAGAUUCACUGAAGAUGUUGAAGAAGGAAGAGCCAGUCUUUACAAGUCUGUGGUUUCUAACAGCAGCAAGGAGAUGUCCUGUUACCCAGAUUUUCCUUUUCCAGAAGAUUACCCAAACUUUGUGCCAAAUUCUUUAUUCCUGGAAUAUCUCAAACUGUAUGCAAACAAGUUCAACCUUCUACGAUGCAUUCAUUUCAAUACCAAAGUGUGCAGUAUAAGCAAAUGCCCAGAUUUUGCUGUCUCCGGACAGUGGGAAGUGGUCACUGCCCGUGGACAAGAACAGACGCAGAGCUCAGCCAUCUUUGAUGCCGUCAUGGUCUGCACUGGUUUUCUAACUAACCCUCACUUGCCCCUGGAUUCCUUUCCAGGUAUACAAACUUUUAAAGGGCAGUACUUCCACAGCCGACAGUAUAAGCAUCCGGAUGUAUUUAAGGAUAAGCGAGUCCUUGUGGUUGGAAUGGGAAAUUCUGGCACGGAUAUUGCCGUGGAGGCCAGCCACUUAGCAAAAAAGGUGUUCCUGAGCACCACCGGAGGGGCAUGGGUGAUCAGCAGAGUCUUUGAUUCGGGGUACCCGUGGGACAUGGUAUUCAUGACACGGUUUCAGAACAUGUUCAGAAACUCUCUCCCAACGCCCAUUGUGAGUUGGUUGAUAUCAAAUAAGAUGAACAGCUGGUUCAACCAUGUGAAUUACGGUGUGGCUCCAGAAGACAGGAUUCAGCUGAGAGAACCUGUCCUAAAUGAUGAGCUCCCAGGCCGCAUCAUCACUGGGAAAGUGUUUAUCAAGCCAAGCAUUAAGGAGGUGAAGGAAAACUCUGUCAUAUUCAACAGCAGCCCAAAGGAAGAGCCUAUUGAUGUCAUCGUUUUUGCCACUGGAUACACCUUCGCUUUCCCCUUCCUCGAUGAAUCUAUUGUCAAAGUUGAGGAUGGCCAGGCAUCACUAUACAAGUACAUCUUCCCUGCGCAUCUGCCAAAACCAACUCUGGCUGUGAUUGGCCUCAUCAAACCCCUGGGCUCCAUGUUACCCACAGGCGACACACAAGCCCGAUGGGUUGUUCAGGUCUUGAAAGGUGCGGUUACAUUACCACCACCGAGUGUCAUGAUGCAAGAAGUUGAUGAAAGGAAGAAAAACAAGCACAGCGGGUUUGGCUUGUGCUACUGCAAGGCUCUGCAAACAGAUUACAUAACAUACAUAGAUGACCUCCUGACCUCUAUCAACGCAAAACCGAAUCUGUGGUCCAUGCUCCUGACUGACCCGCGCCUGGCUCUGAGCAUCUUCUUCGGCCCCUGCUCACCUUACCAUUUCCGCCUGACUGGUCCAGGGAAAUGGGAAGGAGCCAGAAAGGCCAUCUUGACCCAGUGGGACCGAACCCUGAAAGUCACCAGAACUCGAAUUGUACAAGAAUCCCCAUAUUCCUUUGAAACUUUGUUUAAACUCUUUAGUGUUCUGGCUUUGCUUGUAGCUAUUUUCUUGAUUUUCCUGUAAGUGAAAGAUCUAACUGGCUUUUCAGAUGGGUAGUAUAUGGCUCCAACUCCUCUAAUGUAACAACUUUGCCUUUAUAGUCAUGAACCAUGUCCACAGAGUGAAACCCUGCCCCGCCUCCUGCCAGCUCACCCCACUGGCACCUUGGUAUCUCUGUGCCUCUCACGGCCCCAUCAGGGUUAAGGCCAGAAGAUAGUACCCAACAGCUUUGUUCACUUAAAGUGCUGGGAGGGUCCAGGUCCAUUGUUAGAAAGGAGCUGCCCCAGAGAACACGCUGAGUACUCUUUCCCCCUAAAAACUCUUUUCCUAGAUCUUAAUGAAAAGCCCUACCUCGCAGAAUACUGGUUUGCACUAAAACGGUUCUCUGUGUAUCGGUCGACUACAAAUAAAAUGGAAGAAACUACAGGUA